Messenger RNA from Schistocerca gregaria, 4958 nucleotides. Its product is annotated as zinc finger protein basonuclin-1-like. The record is from RefSeq and is a predicted model, not a curated record. Gene Ontology annotation, biological process: regulation of DNA-templated transcription. Bases 182 to 1981 code for a protein of 599 amino acids. The transcript is spliced from 9 exons. NCBI's taxonomy places the organism in Eukaryota, Metazoa, Arthropoda, Insecta, Orthoptera, Acrididae. Gene Ontology annotation, cellular component: nucleus.
CUCGUCCGCGGGGGGAGGGGAGGCGACCGGGGGCGACGCGGCGACAUGUCGCCCCACGGCAGUGGCCGACCGCGGGCCGAGCAGACCGCACCGCUCGCGCUGUGUUCACGCCGCAGACGCUGCACCACCGUGCGACGCAGCUUCCGCCCGGCGCGGGACCAGUAUGAAAGUGCGCUGACCGAUGCGGGAUUCCCAGCACUACGUCAUCAUGGGAACAGAUGAAGGCUGCGGUGACGUCAUGACGGCGGAGGAAAAGGCGGCGGAAAUGAGGGAAGAGCUGGGAGACUGCACGCUGCCCCAGUCGACCGUCCAGUCGGAGAAAACCUCCACCACGGGACUGCGAUGCGCUGCCCCCGCCUGCUUCUGCCCUUCCUUCAGCCCCGGCCAGGAGGUGAUGCGGUCCUGCGACUCCUGCGGCCACGGCUGGCUGUCCCACGCGCUGCCUCAGCUGCCGCACCAGAGCGACGUGGAACACGCGGCCUCCCUGGUGCUGUACGGCUGCCAGGCUCUGCCCAUUCGGCUCAAGAUCCUGCUGGACAGGCUCUUCUCCAGCGUCGGCCGUCGCCAGCUGGCCCAGCUGCUGCUCCAGUUCGGCUGGACUCUAGACGACUACGCUCGCGGCUACAUCGUCCGGGACGCGUGCGGCGAGCGGCUGGACUCGUGGCAGAUGUGCUCGGCGGAGGAGGAGUCGGCGCUGGUGCGCGCGUGCGUGCGCUUCGCGGACACGCACUCGCUGGCGCUGCAGCUGCUGGCGGCGUGCGACGGGCCGCCGCCCCACGCGGGGGUGGGCGGCGCCGCCCACCACACGGCGCACGCGCUGCCGCCCUCGCCCGCCAGGACGUCGCCGCCCGCCUCCCCGCCCCACGCCGCCCCCGGCAAGGUGCGGCUGCCGCCGCUGGAAGUCCUGCAGGACGCCGCCCCUUCGCCGCUGCCGGCCGCUUCUCCCUCGCCGUCGACGUCCGCGUCGCUGUGGCCGGGCGCCCGCGGCAGCUCCACCCCCGCCGUCCUGGCGUCGCCCGGCGCCAGCAUUUCCGACGGCGGAUCCUCGGAAGAGUAUAACGGCGCUUACGAGACGGCGCUCGACCUGAGCCGGGAUGGUUGCUCACCGAGGCCAAAAUCGGGCUCCGGGAAAACGGGCAAGGCGUCCGGCUGGAACUCCAGGAGCGGAGGCGUGAGUGCGGCGGACCUGCCGUCUGGCGGUUCCCAGGGGAAGCCUGCGCUGGGCAAGAAGCGAGUCCAGUGCAACGUCUGCCUCAAGACCUUCUGUGACAAGGGCGCGCUCAAGAUACACUUCUCGGCCGUCCACCUCCGUGAGAUGCACAAGUGCACGGUGGAGGGCUGCAACAUGAUGUUCAGCUCGCGGCGGUCGCGCAACCGGCACAGCGCCAACCCCAACCCCAAGCUGCACCAGCUGCAGUUCCGGCGCGCCGACGUCGCCGUGCGCUACCCCAGCCGCUCGCCCGUCGACGCCGCGCCGGCCGUACUCGGCGCUGCCGGCGCCGUCGACGUCGGCGUGGGUGGCGUCAGCGCGGAAGACACGCUGACCCGCGUGCUCAGCCUCAGGCUGCUGCAGGGCGCGCGCCCAGAGCUCAGGUUCGAGGACUCGACGCAGACCGGGCAGGCGCACACGUCCUCCGAGGACUCGUCCAUGUCGCCCAAGAACAACGGCGCGGCCUACGAGGGCGAGUCCGACGCCGACACCAAGGCUGGGGGCGAAGCGGACGAGAAGCCGGAGCCCAGCUGGCUGAAGCGCCUGCAGAGGCGGUGGCAGCAGGAGAGCGGCGAGGAGUCGCCCAAGCUGACCGCUCCCGAAGACGCGUCUGCGGCCGAAACGCCGGCCGCCGCGCCCGAGCCGCCGCAGAGGGGGACGCGCAAGCGGAAGAGCCAGCACCCCACGCGCUGCGCCGCCGUCGCCGGCGAGAGGCCCGCCAAACUCUUCGCCUCGGACUCGCUCUCCUCGGAGGACGACUGCCACCUGUAGUGAAACUCUGAAACUCUGUUCAGAAUAACUUCAGGGCUGGCACUUCCGCAGGAGCACGAAUAGGCGCGCAACGGAGAUACCGCAUCGCGCACGGAGCACGUUGCAGUCUCUUGUUUGAUAUAGACGGGUCGAACUCGCGAGCUGGCACCAAUGUGUCCUGACCCAGCGAGGUGGCGCAGUGGUUAGCACACUCGACUGGUAUUCGGGAGGACGACAGUUCAAACACGCGUCUGGCCAUCCCGAUUUAUGUUUUCCGUGAUUUCCCUAAAUUGCUUCAGGCCACUUCUGGGAUGGUACCUUUGAAAUGGCACAUAAAACUUCCUUUCAAUCUCUCCAUAAUCCGAUUGGACUGAUGACCUCGCUGUUGGUCCUCUCCCAGAAAUCACCCAACCAACCAACCACCAGUGUGUCCUGCAGUGUUGUCAUCUCAAUUUUACUUGCUACAGCGAAUUCUUAAAAUCCUAUGCAGUCAAUGUUACUGAGACCUACUGACUCCCAGGUUUAUCUAAGAAAUGAUGUACACUGAAGCAAUGAAUUUAAAUUUGUACCAGCGCCAGGACUGGAACUUGGGUGUUCGCUUAAUGUUUGAUACAUCACCUGUGCCUGAGUUACAGGCAGGAUGCACCCCAUUUGUCCUUCUGCUGAGCUGUUCCAAUAUCGGAGAGUCUCGGCAAUACUGGUGCGAGUUUAGAAGGAGAACAACAAUGAGUUGAGGAGUGAACUGGAAUUUGUAUCAGGGAAAGAGAUGCAUAGGGUAGUUCAUGCAGGUGUGAUAGUUGGAGUGCCAGUGAUGGAUAGCGCAUCUGCAUAGAAAGCGGAAGACCUGAGUUCAAAUCCAAGUCCAGGUACAAAUUUUAACUCGUUGCUACUGCCUACAUCAUUACUGUAAACUUUUAAAAUGUGACGGGAAGUAACGAAAACGUAUUUCCUCACCAUUUUACCUAAUUUUCGACAAGCGAAAAUUUUUGUUGUUGUUGAAGUUAGGUGGACACACCACUGUUGACACAGCUGUCCACAUUAGUCUAUUUGUGCACGCCUCUUCAUCUCUUCCUUGUAACCACUGCACCUACAUCCAUACAUUGAUGCCUCAGUACGUGUCCUAUCAGAUGACCCUCCUUUUAGUGGAGCUGCAUAUAUUUUCUGCCGAUUGUACUCAUAAGUCGCCAUUCGUUAUUCGCUUUAUCAGUAUUCAGCAUUUGUCAGUGACGCCACAUUAAAAAAGCCAUUCUCUUCUUGUCUCAAGUGUUAAUCAUGUACAUUUCACCUUCUUUCCUUUGCUACACUCCAGACAAACACUCAGAGAAAGCACUUUCUGACACUUAAAUUUAUACUCAUUUUAACAAGUUCCUCUUUUUUUUCAGAAUUCUUUUCUUACUGUAGCCAGUCUGCAUUUGAUGUUCUCUCUGUUUCAACCAUUGUCACUUAUUUUGCUGACAAGAUAGCAUGACUCGUAUAGUCUCAUUUCCUACUUAAAUUCUCACAGUUCCACCUUAUUUCGUUCGUCUAUAUUCUGUUACAUUUGUUUCAGUAUUUUAUAUCCAUUUUAUAAUACCUAUUCGUGACACAUUCCAUUCCGUUCAAUUAAUCUUCGAAGACCUUAGCGCCUCUGCCAAAAUUAGAAUGUCACUGUCAAACAUCAAAGUAUUAAUUUAUUCUCCAAGACUCAAAUUGCCUUUACAAAUUUCUUCUUGCUUUACCUCACAGCUCUGAUGAUGUACAGAUGGAAUAACAUCGGAAAUAGCUUACAAUCUUCUCCCACUCCCUUCUCAAGUAUUACUUCCUUUUCAUGUUCUUCGAAUCACAACUAAAGCCCAGUUUCUGUACAUGUUUUUGUUAACCUUUUACUGUCUGUGUUUUACGUGUGCUAACUGUACCGAAUAUUCGACAAGCAAGACAAGUUUUUUUUGUUAUUGAUGAUAAGUGAACAAAUUACGCUAACGAAAUCCUAAGGGUAGAUCGUAUUUUCAUGUGCUCCAAAUCCAGCAGCGUCGAUUGCUAACAAGAAGUAAUUGGAAUUAAAUGUUAAGCAUGAAUUCUGCACUCGCUCAUCAAGUGUUACCUGAUCACUUGUUUGGGUUUCAUUUUGGGAUACUGAUCAAUACGUGUGUAAGUAACAUCUUAUUAGCACAAGAGAAACAACAGUAAUAACUCCUCCCACAUUAAUAAUUCCAUAGAAGAACAAACUGCCUGAACAUCCGCAUGGGAAUUAUUUUAUUUGGGGGGAGUGAGGUUGUGGAUGAACGUUUCUCAACCAGGAUUUGUUGCCGCGGCUACAGGACUCGUGGGAUUGGCCUUGUCUCCACUAUUUCCUUCGUAGGUGUCACUCCUAAAGGAAUUCUGAACAGAGUAUUGACUCCUGCGGAGCUCCAAAACCGUGUACCACACAAACUGCUGCAAUCGAGUGGCAGUACGAACCAAGAACAACUGUCAGGUCUUGGCCUGCACUUAAUUCUCAUUGUAUGUGUAAUGUGCCGCAUCUCUUGCCUACUGCUCUGUCGAGCACACUUAGUAUUAACGUAAAGUUCCUGUAUUUCAAUCUCGCUCAGCAGAUAAAACCAUAUUUUUCUAUUUGGCAGUCUUCUAAAAUUGCAUUUCAGCGUAUGAAUUUGUACAAAUGUAACUGUAAAUUUUGUGGUUCUUUAUAGUAUGAUGUAUCCUAAGUCUCAUGAAUUAAACUGGUUGCAAAAAUUUAUAUGCAACGUCAUAUUUUAGCGAUUGUGCAGUGGCUGUAGCCAUUUGUAGAAACAUUUCUCUUUUUACUAUAUUAGACCAUGACGAGACUGACAUUUAGAGGAUGAUGUACAAAUACCGGCCUACAUUAAUGUCAAUUUAAAAUGGCCUCAAGUAGGACUAUAAGGAACCAAUUGUUCAGUCCAGUAGUAUGUCCAUGGUGUGAUGACCGUGAUUUGUAUAUGUGUACCACAAAUAUAAAAUUGUAAUUUUUGUAUCGAUAUUAAAACUUAGAAUGGACAAGUAA